AUCCAAGACUAACCGUGUUUGGUCGACUGUACACACCUUCCCCGCUAAACACAGGUCUUACCACUCACUCUGCGGUAUCGACAUGCAGUUGGAAAGCGUGGUGGCUCCUAAGAGCCCGCCAUCCCUGCUGGCUUUGUUGGGCACCCGCUGCAGAAAGCGGCCGUAUUACUUUGAAGACCCAGAGCAGCAGCAGCAACAACAACAACAAGAAGAAGAAGCCCCUAUUUAUUGCAAGACCUUAAACUGCUGCGACACAAGGAAGCAUGCUGCUGAUGUUUUCCCUGUGUCGACUUCUGGAAGUUUCCAGGACCGUCGCAGCCCCAUUAAAUACACAAACUCCAAGAAACGACUCAGAGAAGACUCCGUGGGUUCUGAGACUGCUUCCAAAGCAAAGGAUUAUGCUGGUGCAGAGAGCACUACUGAAGACUGCAAAUACAACACAUUCCAGUUCUGGAGGGUCCCUCUGCCUGAACUUGAUCUCUCACUGCUAGACGAUGCCAAUGCCCAGUCCAAAACAAAAGACAAGUCAAAGGUCAAAAACUCCUCAGAUGUCAUGGAGACCUGAAAGUGAAAGGUGCAGCAAGUUUGUCACGACUUCAGCUGGCAAAUGUUGUUAUGCUUUUCAGAAGAUGAACACAUCAGAAGCACAUUAGCAACACUUGAGGUUGCACAAAAUUAAUUCAGGCCAAGGUAGCCCUGUCAGAUGGAUAGUGAGACAGGUCUGUGUUGGUGCAUUCACUCACAGUAGGUGAACUAACAAUAUCUGCCCUGCAGUAAUACAGUUGUUACAGUGGUGACCAAAAUAUGUUGAUUUUCUUUUUUCUGUAUUUUGUGAAAUCAUGGAAAUCCAUCCAUCCAUUUCCAAGUUGUAGUUUAUUAAUCCAAGUUUUCUAUUUAAAAUAAUAUCCACAUUGAAAAUGUCUUUAUGUGAACAGUAUUUCAUACGUCUUGUGUUUGACUGGCUUUUGUUUUGUGCAUAAGCUCUACCGUGUAAACCCAAUAUACAAAAAAUAAACUUGUGUAAUGCUACUACUGAGAUGAGGUAUGAGCUGGGUCUACACAUUACAUUUAGAACAAUAACAAUAUUUUUCCAAGCUAGUUUGGUGUUACUCAUUUCAGAUUUUGUGACUGCGUUGCAGAUGUUGUGGGAGGUAAGACAUGUUUUAAAUACACCUUGUUCAGUGUAUGUUCUCUUAUUACAUGUAACUGAUGCACCUUGUUGCAGUCACUUGUUUUUUUUGGCAAUAAAAGUUUCUUAAACUUUA
This is a messenger RNA of Scomber scombrus (Atlantic mackerel), 1265 nucleotides long. RefSeq lists its product as uncharacterized. The transcript is spliced from 3 exons. The record is from RefSeq and is a predicted model, not a curated record. Bases 83 to 565 code for a protein of 160 amino acids. NCBI's taxonomy places the organism in Eukaryota, Metazoa, Chordata, Actinopteri, Scombriformes, Scombridae.